Messenger RNA from Miscanthus lutarioriparius, 1071 nucleotides. NCBI's taxonomy places the organism in Eukaryota, Viridiplantae, Streptophyta, Magnoliopsida, Poales, Poaceae. The record is from the annotation of a GenBank genome assembly.
AUGGGCCCCAACAUGUCGGCGCUGGGCAAGCAGCAUCAGGCGGCGGCGGCCAUGGCGCCGAAGCGGGCGUACGUCACCUUCCUUGCGGGCGACGGCGACUACUGGAAGGGCGUGGUGGGGCUGGCCAAGGGCCUUCGCCGUGUCCGCGCCGCCUACCCACUGGUGGUGGCCAUGCUCCCCGACGUGCCCGAGGAGCACCGCCGCAAGCUCCGCGACCAGGGCUGCGUCGUCCGCGAGAUCGAGCCUGUGUACCCGCCCGAGAGCCAGACGCAGUUCGCCAUGGCCUACUACGUCAUCAACUACUCCAAGCUCCGGAUCUGGGAGUUCGUGGAGUACGAGCGCAUGGUGUACCUGGACGCGGACAUCCAGGUGUACUCGAACAUCGACCACCUGUUCGACCUCGACAAGGGCAAGUUCUACGCCGUGAUGGACUGCUUCUGCGAGAAGACGUGGAGCCACACGCCGCAGUACAAGAUCGACUACUGCCAGCAGUGCCCGGAGCGAGUGUCGUGGCCGGAGCAGGAGCUGGGCCCGCCGCCGCCGCUCUACUUCAACGCCGGCAUGUUCGUGCACGAGCCCAGCCUGCGCACCGCCAAGGACCUCCUGGACGCGCUGGUGGUGACGCCGCCGACGCCGUUCGCGGAGCAGGACUUCCUGAACCUCUUCUUCCGCGACGUGUACUCGCCCAUCCCGCCGGUGUACAACCUGGUGCUCGCCAUGCUGUGGCGGCACCCCGAGAAGGUGGUGCUCGACGAGGUGAAGGUGGUGCACUACUGCGCGGCCGGGUCCAAGCCGUGGAGGUACACGGGGAAGGAGCCCAACAUGGAGCGCGAGGACAUCAAGGCGCUGGUGGCCCAGUGGUGGGACAUCUACGACGACGAGAGACUCGACUACAAGGGCGCGCCCGGUGGUGGUCGGCGGCGACGGCGAGGAGGAGGCGGUGGACCAGGCGAGGCUGCCGCUGCGCCAGGCCCUGGCCCAGGCCGGCGCCGUCAAGUACUUCCCCGCGCCGUCGGCUGCCUAGGCGCGCCGCCGGUUGCCGGCCGGGACGACGGCGUGCACCCCGGCUAG